CUUCUUCCGUCCACGCGCUUAAAUAAACCCGGAGGAGUCGGCAGCUUCUCACAUCUUUUUAUGAAAAAGGGUUUAGAACCAGCAGAUCCAGCUGGGAAUACAUGUGAAGAUGGGCGGCCUGUGCUGGCUGCUGUUGGUGCUGGCCUUGUUCCCGUCUCCUCCAAACAUUUUGGCUGCUGUAGACCAGAGCUGGCUCACAAGCAUCGUUGCAGGCAUCAAGAACGAGUAUGAACUAGGUGACAGCUUCAGUGUGGCUGUGAACAUCCCACGGAAUCAAGAUCCAGACAGUCUCCAACAAGUCCUUCAGAACGACCCAGCAGACCGAGUGAAAGAAGCCAUUUCACAGGCCAGCAUGUACAAAGGCACCAGGGUGGUAGCAGCAACACAGCCGCACGCGCUGACUCGUGUUCUUCAAAACAUACGGCCGCUCAUAAAAAGCAGUGAUGGUAAUGUCCUCGUCAUCUACUCUGAAGGAUCCCCAGGUUCAAAUGAUAAUGGAAUCACUUCGAGCAUUAACGAUAUCACACACAACUGGGGCGGUUAUGCGUUUGCGUUUUCUAAUGUAGCUGAUGUUCCUGCUUCAGACACAUCUCAGCUCACCCAAUCCUUUAAACGUCUUCAUAUUGCCAAACUUGGGCUUAACAACAUAUUUCGUUGUUAUGAACCUGGAGAUGAUACUUUUCAGUGUACCACAUGCUCCUCAGGUGGAGAUGUUGCCCCCUCAUGUGUUCAAAACACGGCCCUAUCAAGUCAAGAACAAGGUACACGAGCAGAAACACCUAAAUCAGGCCUUGGCACUGGUCUAGGCUAUGGUAUAGGCACUGGUAUAGGCGCUGGUAUAGGUGCUGGUAUAGGCACCCACAUAGGCAAUGACAUAGGCACUGACAUAGGCAAUGACAUAGGCACUGACAUAGGUAAUGACAUAGACACUGGCAUAGGCAGUGAGAUAACUGCAGGCUCAGAUAGGCCAAAAGAGAAAGGGGGACGAAUGAGCGAGUGCAAAGGACGUCGCAGAGGAAGCUGCAGGCGCAGGGGAGGCAGCAAGCUUAGGAGAGGAGGAGGUAAACGUAAGAAAGGCAACAAGCUUAGGAGAGGAGGAGGUAAACGUAAGAAAGGCAACAAGCUUAAGAGAGGAGGAGGUAAACGUAAGAAAGGCAACAAGCUUAGGAGAGGAGGAGGUAAACGUAAGAAAGGCAACAAGCUUAAGAGAGGAGGAGGUAAACGUAAGAAAGGCAACAAGCUUAGGAGAGGAGGAGGUAAACGUAAGAAAGGCAACAAGCUUAAGAGAGGAGGAGGUAAACGUAAGAAAGGCAACAAGCUUAGGAGAGGAGGAGGUAAACGUAAGAAAGGCAACAAGCUUAGGAGAGGAGGAGGUAAACGUAAGAAAGGCAACAAGCUUAGGAGAGGAGGUAAACGUAAGUUUAGAGGAGGACGUAAACGGAGUAAGACUCGUAGAGGAAGCAGGGGUAAAAGACGCAACAAGCGUAGAAGACACGCAGGGAGACGCAGGUGGAAGAAAAGGUGGGGAAUGGCGUGAUUCAGGUAGAACAGUUGUCUGUCACAACCGGAGAAUCAGACCAGCAACCCAAUGAAGAUUACAAACAAAAGGUCCUCUGUGAAGUUAAAAUGCCUUUAAUGCUUUUCCUUUUCAUAGAUUUGAUGAGGCCCUGCUCUGGGUUUCUUUUAUUUUAAUGCUAGCAUAAUUCUAUAAUUGUGGCAUUUAAAGAAUGUAUGUGUGUUUGU
Molecule: messenger RNA, 1743 nt
Organism: Archocentrus centrarchus (flier cichlid)
Lineage: Eukaryota; Metazoa; Chordata; Actinopteri; Cichliformes; Cichlidae
Exons: 4
Coding region: 110-1537 (475 amino acids)
Source: RefSeq, a predicted model, not a curated record